Molecule: messenger RNA, 2229 nt
Organism: Caenorhabditis bovis
Lineage: Eukaryota; Metazoa; Nematoda; Chromadorea; Rhabditida; Rhabditidae
Source: the annotation of a GenBank genome assembly
AUGCGGAAAGCUUUAAUAUUGAGCUUACUUGCCAUCGUAGCUCUUGCUGCUCCAAACGACACAAUCGAAAUUUCAAAAAAAAUGGCGGCGAUAAAUAUUAAUAGAAGUGAGCCUCUAUCGACGUCGACCAGUGAACAAAAUGUUCAUAGCGAAACGGAACCAUCACACGGGGUUAAGGUUGCUAGUUUCAAAUGGGAUUAUGUCAAGGAACCUCUUGUGCUUACAUUUUUCUUCAUUAUUAUUGGAAUAUUCAAACUAGUAUACCAUCAUACGCGAUACACAAAAAAACUCUUACCGGAAUCAUGUCUUCUGAUUCUGCUUGGAAUGCUACUGGGAGUCAUUUUCAUAGGGGACAAAACCCAUGAAUCUAUCAAAUUUCUGGAAUUCAAUUCUAAAACAUUUUUCUUUUUCUUGCUACCACCUAUCAUCUUGGAAUCAGCCUAUUCCCUUAAAGAUAGAGCGUUCAUUGAAAAUUUUGGAACAAUCGUACUUUAUGCUGUCGUGGGAACUGUUCUCAACAUCGUUCUAAUUGGCGGCAUGUUACUUCUACUCGGUGCAAUUGGUUUAAUAGGAGGAAUGAAUCUCUCCGUUCUUGACACAUUUGUAUUUGCAUCCCUUAUUGCUGCCGUCGAUCCUGUUGCGGUUCUCGCAGUGUUUCAGGAAGUUGGGGUCAAUAAAAUGCUAUAUUUCAUGGUGUUUGGAGAAUCCCUACUGAAUGAUGCUGUUACUAUUGUUUGCUACAAUUUGGCCAUUGAAUUUCAAGAGCUUCCCUAUUUUUCGUUUGUCGAUUGCGUCCUCGGAUUUCUGGCAUUCCUUUGCGUCUCCCUUGGUGGCCUUUUAAUUGGAAUUGUAUGCGGCGUGAUUUCUUCAUUUAUAACAAAAUUCACUCAAGAUGUUCGAGUUGUCGAGCCUGUUGUUAUUUUCGGAAUGGCAUAUUUAGCUUAUCUUAUUAGCGAAUUAUUCCAUUUCUCCGGAAUCAUCGGAUUAAUUGCUUGCGGUUUGUUUCAAACACAUUAUGCAUGUUGCAAUAUUUCCUACAAAUCGUUUUCAAGUGUAAUGUAUUUUACAAAAGUUAUGAGCUCACUCUCGGAAGCUUUGAUUUUUAUUAUUCUUGGAGUCAUGUUGGUCAAUGAGCAAGAAUGGUUCUGGGAAGAUUGGCAUCCGAUAUUCUCAUUAUGUUCCGUUAUACUGUGUGUCCUUGUUCGGUUUGCUGUCACGUUUUCGUUGACAUAUGUUGUGAAUCAGUUUACUGGUGGCGUCCGUCAUAUCAGUUUUCAAGAGCAGUUUAUAAUGGCUUAUGGCGGUCUCCGCGGAGCGGUCUCCUUUUCAUUAGCGUUCAUGAUUACUUCAAACGAUGAUGUGAAAAACACGAUCCUGGCAGCUACUUAUAUGGUUAUACUGUUUACGGUCUUCAUCCAAGGUUCCACAAUGAAAGUCUUGGUAAAAUUGCUUAACAUUAACCUUGCUGGAAAAGAUAAUAACUACCGCCUUUUCUUGGAGUUCAAUAAGGGCAUGAUUCAACAUUUAUCACAAGGAAUUGAAGAUCUCUGUGGCUAUAAGAAUUACAACUGGAUUAAUCAAAGCAGCGAAAUUUCGAAAAGAUAUAUUCGACCAAUAUUGGAGAAGAAUUACGUUCCAGAAUUAAAGUCCGAGGGCAAAUUAGUCCAAAUGGAUAGGGCUUAUACAAUGAGAGAAGCAAUGAUCAAUAGUCCCUCGCAAAGCUCGUUCAAGAGGCAGCAAACAAUUGACGAGUUUGCCGAUGCUGGGGUCCUUCCACUUGAUAUGCUGGAUGAUGAGCGUUUCACUGCACCCAUUUCUCGAGAGGAAAUUGAAAAACAAACUGAAGCCCUCACGAAAAACGUCGAAUCAAUUCGGCAACUUUUGAGCAACCCAUUCGAAGAGUGUUAUCUCGAUCGCAAUCUGACACACGAGGAAGAAAAAGAGAAGAAACGCAUUGAGCAUGUGAAAUUGUUGCAAAAUCGAGCAAACAGCAUUUCAGGAGUAAAGAAAAAGAAGAACAGAAUGUUUGGAAGAAAGACAUCCGUCAGGACAAAUGCCACAGAACAAGGACUCAUUCAUUCAGCAAUUGCGGCAAUUGGUAUUCAGUCAGUUCCACGUCAGCAGCCUACUUCAUCAGGAGGUGACCCAGAUGAUGCCGGUCUUUCUAUGACAACAAAUGAGGACCAUCCUCUUAUGACGAUCACAGAGACCGAUGAAACAGCGUGCUAA